GAACAUACCUUAUGAUUCGGAGUGUGUUUUCAACAACAACCCAUUCCUUUCACAUGGAGAAUCAAUAGUUCAUCUUGUCUGUCUAGCAGUUUCUCUCUCGAUCCUCUUCAAUGGCAUCUAUUACCUCCACUUCUACUCCCACCCUCAGGGUCAACGCCACAAAGGGAGUAGAAGAGAAACAACAACCACAUACCGCCAGAAUACAACCACCUGAGGGAUCGGCUUCUUAUGAUCAUUUUUUCUGGACAUAUACCGAAGAACCCCAUCGAUCACGGCGUCAGGCGAUUAUCAAAGCUCAUCCGGAGGUUCUGAAACUAUGUGGUCCCGAGCCCCUUACGAAAUACGUCGUUCUCGCCGUCGUCUCGCUUCAGCUCUCAUGUGCUUAUUUACUCCGAGAUACCUCGAUGUUCUCAUGGAAAUUCCUCCUUACUGCAUACGUGAUCGGAGCCACCUCGAACCAGAAUCUGUUUCUGGCCAUUCAUGAAAUCUCACACAAUCUGGCCUUCCGGUCUGCGCUCUCAAAUCGACUACUGGCUAUAUUUGCCAAUUUGCCCAUUGGGUUACCGUAUAGUGCUGCUUUCCGGCCCUAUCAUCUUACCCACCACAAAUCCCUCGGUGUAGCAGGCCUUGACACCGAUCUCCCAACGGCUUUUGAGGCGUUCCUCCUUGACUCUUUGCUGGGCAAAGCAUUCUUUUGCACUUUUCAAAUUUUUUUUUAUGCGCUACGACCCAUGUUCGUCUACAGUCCGCCAUUCACAUCGAUCCAUGUCCUGAAUUUGAUAACGCAACUCGCCUUUGACUACGCGCUUGUGCAAUUCUGCGGCGGAUCAUUACAGCCUCUCUUUUACUUGUUGUGGAGCUCGUUCCUUGCGGGAUCGUUGCAUCCUUGUGCUGGUCAUUUCAUUGCGGAGCAUUACUUCUUUUCCGAAAUCAAGGCCGGUGGGACAGAGUCCCUUUCGGAGUUGAAAAGCAACAAAAAACCAGCCUCCAACACUAAUGGAAAAAGUCCCCUCGACUCUUUACCACCUCCAGAAACAUACUCCUACUACGGUCCACUCAAUAUCCUGACCUACAACGUCGGACUUCACAAUGAACAUCACGACUUCCCCGCCAUACCAUGGACACGUCUAUCAGAACUCCAUCGUAUUGCUAGCGAAUUCUAUGAGCCUCUUCCUUGCCAUCGGAGUUGGGUAUGGGUUAUUUGGACCUUUGUUCUUGACGAGAAUGUUGGGUUGUGGUGUCGUGUUAAAAGAGCGCAAGGUGGUAGAAUUGUUGGCGGUGGUGGUAGUGCACCAGCUUCCAAAAAGACGGGUCGAGGAGGGGAAGGGAUUUCUGCUAAUUCUAUGAAAGAGGAAGAGGAAGAGGAUGGGUGGAAGGAGAGUGAGAUUCAAAAUUGAGUUCUUAAAGCCCUUUCAAAAAGUAUCAGGGAGGGUUUCGGUCUAUAUGCUCUUUUCCACGGAGUUUGAAAUGAUAUUACUGUCAUAGAUUGUACAUAGGUACUAUACAUAUAUAUAUAUAUAUAUGAAAUGUGCAGCAGCCCUUA
Messenger RNA from Talaromyces stipitatus ATCC 10500, 1543 nucleotides. Its product is annotated as sphingolipid desaturase, putative. Gene Ontology annotation, biological process: ceramide biosynthetic process. Gene Ontology annotation, cellular component: membrane. Gene Ontology annotation, molecular function: sphingolipid delta-4 desaturase activity. The record is from RefSeq and is a predicted model, not a curated record. The coding region runs from base 111 to 1397 and encodes 428 amino acids. Lineage: Eukaryota; Fungi; Ascomycota; Eurotiomycetes; Eurotiales; Trichocomaceae. The transcript is spliced from 3 exons.